AUUGUGAAUGGUUCCAUUACCGAUGACCAAUGAAUGUAUCGGAAUUCGUAGUGACAUAAACAUGUUAAGUUAGCUGUAGGUAUAGUGAAUCUCAAGAAACACGUGCUAAUAUAUGUAACCCCUACUGGAAACCAAAGUUCAAGGGCUGAGGAAAUUUGUUUCCACGGCCCUGAACUAUAUAAACCUAGUUAUGGCAUCAACAGUCCUUCACACUCAGCCCUUCUUGUGGUAUUCGACGUAUAUUGAAGGAUAUUAUUCUACGUGUCUUAUGACGGUUAUGACGAUGACAAAAAGGAACUAUGUAAAGCGUCAACGCGCUGUACCUAUGAGAGUGCUCAACCUUGGACUUGGUCGGACGGGAACUCAUUCAUUCCGUGAGGCCAUGAAAAGCUUGGGAUAUAGCGAUUGUUAUCAUGGUUAUGUGGCCGUUUUUGAAAGCCCCGAAGACUGCGAGAUGUGGUACGAUGCUCUGCUUGCAAAAUAUGAAAAUAGAGGAAAGCCAUAUAGUCGAGAGGAAUUCGACCAUCUCCUUGGUCAUUGCCAAGCUGUCUGCGGGCUUCCCGCUGUCUGCUUUGCCGAAGAAUUGAUUGCGGCAUAUCCUGAGGCAAAGGUAAUUUUGUCACUCCGGGAUGUUGACUCAUGGCACAUGUAUGUUUUAAUCUAUUAUCUGAUCAAUCCUUGCUUACCAAUGAUAGAGAUGAUUCUACAAAUCCGCCAUCGUCACGUACGACUUGCAUAUGCGAAAAUUGGCCAACAUUUCUUCCGAGGCAGCCUCCGUCGGUUUGGGAAAGAUGUGUUUAUCGAGCACUAUGCUAGAAUCAGUGAGCUUGUUCCCGCCGAUAAUCUUUUACAGUAUCAUAUAUCCGAAGGUUGGGCGCCACUCUGUCAAUUUCUCGGAGAACCAGUUCCAACACGGACCUUUCCAAGUGGAAAUGAAGUCGCAGGCUUUCGCCAAAAAUUUCAAAUUCGCGAUCGCACGAUUUUAUUGGAAAUUGUCUCUAAGCUUAUUGUUCUUUCAGUGGCAACUAGUAGCAGCGCUUACUAG
Molecule: messenger RNA, 1045 nt
Organism: Lindgomyces ingoldianus
Lineage: Eukaryota; Fungi; Ascomycota; Dothideomycetes; Pleosporales; Lindgomycetaceae
Exons: 5
Coding region: 191-1045 (284 amino acids)
Source: RefSeq, a predicted model, not a curated record